Messenger RNA from Rhizoctonia solani, 981 nucleotides. RefSeq lists its product as uncharacterized. The record is from RefSeq and is a predicted model, not a curated record. The transcript is spliced from 3 exons. Lineage: Eukaryota; Fungi; Basidiomycota; Agaricomycetes; Cantharellales; Ceratobasidiaceae. The coding region runs from base 1 to 981 and encodes 326 amino acids.
AUGGCACUUGACUCCAAAUCUUCAGAGGUGUCCGACGAGGCUAGGGGCUCGACUUCUCUCGAUCGCCAGCAAUCGGUCCAACAUUCUAUCGGCCCCUUAGCCAACGGAAAUCCUAGGUUACCAACUACCAGUAAGCCAACGACAACCGACGAUUUGAGCUCUGGAAUUGCUUUGAAUUAUAACCUCGACGAGCCCCCGCCGGCAUACGAAGCAGUUACAGCCUCGCCAUUUGGGACCUUGUCACCCCAACCCUCGUCAUCGCAAGACAGUGGCUCUUCUUCCACGAUCCAGAUCCCCAUUGAUUCAAGAGUUCUCCCCGAUACCGUGACAGCUGAACGAAACCAGCCACACGAAAUUGGUACCAAUUCUAUCGCCCAAGAAAAUGACGAUACUCAAACCCACAACGUAAAUCUAGAAACGACGCAUACACCCUUAUCUACGGACCCGCUUUCGUGUUUCCAGCGAAGCGCCCCCGACAUUUCCGAGCUUAUCACUUAUGAAAAGCUUCAGAGUCCGCUCGUGAUCCAGGGUGGACCGAGCAAACACAAAUUACCUGAUUUAUUCUCAGUCGAGGGGGUACCUGCGCUUUUCAAACAUGACGUACAUGUGUCAGACUGGCGAUGCUUCGUUCAUGACCUAAUAACUUGCACCCGAUAUUCUACCGGGCAGCGGGCUGUUGCUAACGCUUUCCCGACCGUGAGGAACCUUGGGCCACCUGGAACACUUAUCUGCUUUGCCACAGAACAAAGUAUGCGGAAGGGGAGGUUAUCGAACUCACUUGCAUUGCUGGAUACAUGGAACACGCGAUUUUUUAAGCCUAGAAGGCUGGAAGUCAUCCUUUGCAAGGGCGAUAAAUGCAAAUCAGGUCGACGAGUUAACUUUUUGGCUCCAGAUAGGAUGAAUACCCCAAUUAGUAGCUCCUUGAAGAAGGGCGAUAAGGAAGUUGGGUCCGACUACCGUUUAGUGGUUAUUUCAAUCUAG